Gossypium arboreum is the source of this 3569-nucleotide messenger RNA. RefSeq lists its product as uncharacterized. The record is from RefSeq and is a predicted model, not a curated record. NCBI's taxonomy places the organism in Eukaryota, Viridiplantae, Streptophyta, Magnoliopsida, Malvales, Malvaceae. The coding region runs from base 438 to 3119 and encodes 893 amino acids. The transcript is spliced from 4 exons.
AUUAAUGAAACAUUAUUACUAUUUAAUAAUUUCUUUGGCGUUUAAAUUUUGGUUUUCUUCAAAGUUUGACCGUCCAGCUUGUUCGACAUGUCUGCUUCUCUAUUUCACCUUUCUUUCUUGAUUUGUAUGUCAAACACUCUCGAAAUUGAUAAAUAAGAAACACCUGAGUUAAUACAGUUUAGAUUGAAUCUUUGUUGGGCAUCUCUAAACUCAAUACUCAGCACCAACUUUCUUGCAUAAAACUUGGGCAAAAAAAAGGAAGCAGAGGGAGGUAAUUGAGUAUUUGGGAAUAUACAGUAAGUAAAUCCGAAUCAACAUCUGUCUUCCUCUUGAUGAGCAAUGGAUGGCAGUGUUUGCAUUUCUGGUUGAUCCUUCUUCGUGCAUUUUCACAUUUCUGUAGAACGCUGUUGAAUUAUAGGAGUAUCGGUUUUGACUAGAUGAAGAAGUCAAAGAAUGUGGAAUCUAAACCUACACCGAGUGUCAUUGCAAGAUUAAUGGGUCUUGAUGAACUCCGGCCUCAGGAACUUGUCAAGAAGCCGAAGCAGCAAAGAGUGCUUUCCGAGAAUUAUCAACGUAAAGUUGCUUCUAUAGGUGUUUGGGAGAAAAAAACAGGUCAUGAACACCGUUCCUUUCAGCUCAGCAUUGAAGAGCAGGAGUUCAUCAGGGAAAGUGGUCCAUCUUUAAAUGAAAGCUUUGCAGGUGCAGAAUUUAUGACAUUCGGUAUCGAGCUUCAACCUUCGAAAGAAGUUCAUUCUGGACUACCUGGGUUACGGUUUGCGGGUUCUAGAAAGGAUUGCUUUGAAAAUCAUUUUCAGAAACCAAAUUAUCCGACGACCAAGCAUGUCUACGAUCAAGAAGGCAGCACUUCUCACCAGCAAGCUGAGAAUGUAAGAUUGUUAGGGUCAGCAUGCGCCUUUGGAUGUGAAAAAAACGACAUAUACAGGAAGGUUCGAGGUACAACUCAUCAAGAAGAUCCUAAAUUGCUCCAAAAACUUGAUAACCGUCAUGUAAAAGAUUCCCGAAGGAAAAAUGGUCAUGAUAGUACUUGUAUGGUUCCUAGAUUUCGUCAUGAAUCAAACAAUGAAAGAUGUCCUUCCUUUAGGAAAAUUGUUAUUCCGAAUCCUUUGGAGGUAGAGAAGGCUAAGAAUUGUCUUGCUUCUCCUAGUUUUAGUGAAGCUUCGUAUUCAAGUAAUUGGAAAGACAAAGGGUUUGUUAGUCAUGGGAAGGGAACUUUGCAUGCUCAAGUUAAGGAGAUGAAGAAUGUUUGCAAUGGUGUGAAACACACGGGGCAUAGGUCUAUCCUUUCCUGUGAAACUAAAAAGGAAAUCUUCAGAAAUACGAGGCAUAAUAUGAGUAACAUUUCUUUGGAGCCACUGAGGUGGGGAUUCAUUGGCGUUCGCAGUUUUAAGGAAGAACCAGAAUUCAUGAUGGUUUUUUCCCCUAAUAAUUCUGAAUUGAACAACUGGAACAAGCCCUCAUGUUACUACCUAGAUGGAUCAUAUAUGACUCUGGAAGCAAGGAAGCAAAUCUCCGAAAGAUGGAGGAUGACUAAAGAUUUUCGGGAGAAUGGGCUUACGGGCAGGUGCAGAAGCAGAACUCGUGAUGACAUGCUUACAUUGCCGGAUCAUGGUAAUUGUGCAAACUUUCAGAGUCCAUUGGGCAUUAGCAGUAGAGAUGGCCAGAAAAUUGGUGGUGUUGGAGAUUUAAUAAGGUCCAUAUCUCCAGCAUAUUCUACAUAUGUUGAAAGUUCUAAAAUCAUGACCGAUCGAAAAGCUUUCCAUGGUGAUUCAUAUAUAACCAUGGGGCCAAGGAAGCAGGAUGCUAGUGGGAAUGAUGGUCUGGAACAAAGAAACUCAGUAUCCAUCUGCAGGAAGUCUCAACCUAAUCUAUACCUAGAGUCAGAAAACAGUCACUUGCUUCAAGACGUAUAUGUUAUCAAUAAUAUGUUCCAUAACAACGUUGAGCAGCAAGAUCUUUCGAACGAAAAUUCUGUAGUUUCUAAGUCAUUUAACCAUAAUAUCAUUCACUUCUAUUCUGAAAAUAAAAUUACCACAAUUGAUCAAUGGAAUAUCAUCAAGGAUGAAAAUAUGUCUGCAGAGGAUUAUCUAGUACACAAGUCAUCGAUGUGCACUGCUGCAUCUCUGAGCAUUGCCUCUAAUAUGGCAGUUACUGUAGAAAUGGAUGUUGGCAAGUCUACCGGAAACCAUAAGCAGCACCAGUUUGAAUCAACAGGCUGCACUAUGUCAGAGAAAGAUUAUGAUUCUUCUUUGUGUAUCCAUAUCACUUCAAGUCAACAGGAAGACAUAGCAAUGAAAAUAUCCAACCAGUGUAGCAAAGACCCUGAAUUUCUUGUCAACUCAGAGACAACUUAUCAGCCCAGUCUGGCUUCUGUUUUGGAAGCACCAUUCCAAGAGGAGAUUUUAUCAAACUCCAAAUGCUUUGGAAGUGUAACGGCUAGCUUACACGACGUACAGCGGCAACUCAAAUUUCUAAAACCUGAACCGCUCAAAGGAUACUCAGAAGGAUCUGGAAUGGUUGUGUCAAGUGAUGACGAUAAUGAUACAGGAAUAGUGUCUCUAAAGGAUUGUGAAGUAAUUGAUGAUGAUUCAGCUUGGUGGUUCAAAUUUGAAGAGAAUAGAGAUUUCUCUUAUUUGGUGGAUGUAUUGACCGAAGCAGGUUUCCGUGGUAGAAAUCAGGAUAUAUGCUCUGAUCAAUGGCAAUUUCCCGAAAUCCAAAUAGGCCCUUCAGUUUUCGAUAAAUUAGAGAAGAAGUAUGGUGAACAGAUAUCUUGGAAUAGGUCAGCAAGGAGGCUACUUUUUGACCGAAUAAAUUCGGGUUUAAUCGAACUUUUCCGACCAUGCUUUGGAGAACCAAUGUGGGCAAAACCUGUUGCAAGAAGGCUUAGCCAUAGGCAGAACUUUAAGGAGAUCGAAGAGCAACUGUAUAAGCUCUUAGUUUGCCAUGACAAAGAAGCAAUAAAGAACUCAUCUGAGAAACUAUUUAGAAAAGAUGAUGGAUGGUUAUUCUUAGGAUAUGAUGUUGAAGUAAUCUGUAAAGACAUAGUGAAUUUGUUUAUUGAUGAAUUGGCAGCAGAGAUUGUUAGCCUAGAGAGUUUUUGAAAGAUUUUUGAAGCUUUUUCCAUAUAUUUGAAGGAUCUGUGACAUGAGUACUUGAAGAAAAGUGGAGUUCGGAGCGCAACAUAGAACAAGGUUGUUUUGCAUUUUUUUUCAUUCAUAUUUUACAGAAACUUGUGAGAAAAAAUAUAGAAAGAGUUAGUAGGAAAAUAUACAUAACAUAGUUCAUUCUUUGCAUUAGUAUGAAAAGUCAAGUUGUAUGGAUGUUUGUGUGUGUGUGUAUAGUGGGAUGAUGGCAGAUGCCAUUACGGUGUAUACAUGUAAAGGCUAAAAGGUUUUGUACUUUGUUACUAAAAGAAGACAACGAGAAAAAGAAAGGAUACGUUUUUUUGUUGCCCGCUAUGCAGUUAAAGGUAAAUACUUUAUAUUCUGCUAAAUACUAAGAUGGGUUCGGAUUGAACUUUUAAUGGAAAGAUAGUUUGAAGAACAGGAAAA